GGUCCGAGUGAUGGUGGAUUUGUGUAACAGCACAAAAGGGAUAUGUUUAACAGGCCCCCCAGGACCCCCAGGGCCUCCUGGGCUGCCUGGCUACAAUGGAUCAGAUGGAAUCCCAGGAACUCCAGGACAAAAGGGAGAACCAGGAGUAAAUGGAAAAAGAGGAAAAAUAGGUUUGCCAGGACCAAAAGGUGAUCAAGGACAGAAAGGAGAACCAGGAGAAAUGGGUUUGCCUGGCAAGGAUGGUAUGCCAGGAGGAAAAGGUGCAAGGGGAUCCAAGAGAAAAAAGGGGGAUGCAAACAAUGAUGUGAUAUUAGAAGGUGCAAAAGGUGAGCCUGGCCCACCUGGGCCCCCUGGACCUCCUGGACCCCCAGGGCCUCCAGGAAAACGUAAAGGUAAAGCCAAAGUGGAGCUUCAGGAGAACAUCUACAGCAGCAAAUGCACAGAUGAGAUUUGUGGUGUACCAAAUGAUGAUACCCUCGCUGGAAAGGCUGAAGACAGAACCCCAGAACCUCCUUCAAAAAAAGCUGAAUGUGUCAUAACGUCUGUAGGAAGUCCUGAUCAGUAUGUCAGUGUACAGCAAACGUUUGGAACUUGGAUGAGGGAACCUGCAAACAUAAGUGAUGAAAGGAUUUGGCUCACCAUGCAUUUUUCAGGAAACUAUAUAAAAGAAUAUGAAAAUUUCGAUGCCUUGGUGAAUGGCAGCUACAGGAUCAUUAACAUCACAGGAUUUUUCUAUGGAUGUGGUCAUGCAGUACAAAACAACCAUCUCUACUAUCAUCAGGGAGGAACCAGUUACAUUCAGAAGGUUGGGCUCAAUACAGCCUCACGGCACACCCUGCACAUCAAGAACGCCUUACACCAGGGCAAGAACUACCUCUUCUCUAACUCCAAGACAUAUUUCAACAUAGCAGUGGAUGAGAAGGGUCUCUGGAUUAUAUAUGCCUCAAGCACUGAUGAAAAUAUAAUGGUAGCCAACGUUGAUGAAGAAACCUUCUCCGUCAAUUGGCACAUCAAUACCAGCUAUCCUAAGUCCAAGGCUGGUAAUGCAUUCAUAGCAUGUGGCAUUCUGUAUGUUACUGACACUAAGGACAUGACAGUAAGUUUUGCUUUUGAUUUGCUGAAAGGGAAGCAGAUUGAUGCAAGGUUUAAGUUACGGUCUUCACAGUCUGUUCUUGCUAUGCUUUCGUACAGUCUGCGAGACAAGAAUUUGUACACGUGGGAGAAUGGAAGCUUAAUGGUAUACCCAGUCCAUUUUGGCAGAUGAAUAUAUGUUCACAUGCCACCUUUGACUAAAGGAUCUGUUUAAAGCUCUAUGACAUACACAUGGGGGUCUCUUCACUUGGUAUAAGUUUCUGUUUGCUGAUUGUGGUUUGUGAGUGUGUAUGAAAGGGAGAUCAGGUGCCUUUGUAUGAACACACUUAGAUUACUGUCCUCAUCUUUUUAAAAAAUUGUUGUUCACUAUUGCAGAUGGCACACGGCAUAGACAUACUUUUGUUUUUCCCAUUACUCAGCUGAUAAUUGUGUCUAAUGUACAUUGAUUAUUCCAUGGUCAUGUGCUCAGCAGAGACUAUUUGUAACUUUUAUUUAAAAUCAUCUUCUCUGCAAUCAUUUUCUAGUCAGUGAUGAUGGUCUAAUAUAAACACCUAAAUAAUGAACUUUUGUGUACAAAUACCUUUGUCACUUUCAUUUAAUUUCCAUGGAUUCUGUGUGACCACUUUUUCUGGACAAAGUUUUAAAAAUCUAAAAAUAAUGGGAAUGGAAAUUCUUGUUUAAAUAGAAAAAAAAGCAGAAAGCUUAAAAUUUGACAUGUCAAAUCAACUGUUAAUAAUCAAAAGCAAAAUCCAGCUAAAGGAAAAUGGAAUAAUGCCAUUAAAUACAGCUGAAUAGACAUGAAUUGUGUUUCUUUAGAAUUAAAGACAUAACCAUUAAAAUUAAAAUUUCAUUUUUAACAAUA
Messenger RNA from Agelaius phoeniceus (red-winged blackbird), 1954 nucleotides. It is a transcript of the gene GLDN, whose product is annotated as gliomedin. Gene Ontology annotation, cellular component: cell surface. The record is from RefSeq and is a predicted model, not a curated record. Gene Ontology annotation, biological process: signal transduction. NCBI's taxonomy places the organism in Eukaryota, Metazoa, Chordata, Aves, Passeriformes, Icteridae.